Messenger RNA from Rotaria sp. Silwood1, 648 nucleotides. NCBI's taxonomy places the organism in Eukaryota, Metazoa, Rotifera, Eurotatoria, Philodinida, Philodinidae. The record is from the annotation of a GenBank genome assembly.
AUGGGUCGUCGACCUGCCCGUUGUUACCGUUAUUGCAAGAACAAGCCAUAUCCAAAAUCUCGUUUUUGUCGUGGUGUACCUGAUCCAAAAAUUCGUAUAUUUGAUUUAGGACGAAAAAAAGCUCGUGUUGAUGAAUUUCCAUUAUGUGUUCAUCUUGUUUCUGAUGAAUAUGAACAAUUAUCAAGUGAAGCACUUGAAGCUGGACGUAUCUGUGCAAAUAAAUAUUUAGUUAAACAUUGUGGCAAAGAUGCAUUUCAUAUACGUAUGCGUGUUCAUCCAUUUCAUGUACUUCGUAUUAAUAAAAUGUUAUCAUGUGCCGGUGCCGAUCGUUUACAAACAGGUAUGCGUGGUGCAUUUGGUAAACCAUUAGGUACUGUUGCUCGUGUUAAUAUUGGUCAAGUUAUUAUGUCGGUUCGUGUUAAAGAUCAACAUAAAGCACAAACUAUUGAAGCUUUACGUCGUGCUAAAUUCAAAUUUCCAGGACGACAAAAAAUUUUCGUUUCCGAUAAAUGGGGUUUUACAAAAUUUACUCGUGAAGAUUAUGAUCGUUUAUUACAACAAGGACAAUUACAAUAUGAUGGUGGCAAUGUUAAAUAUUUGCCUAAUCAUGGUCCACUUGCACAGUGGAAAAAACGACAAACUGUUUAA